Messenger RNA from Paramecium pentaurelia, 1425 nucleotides. NCBI's taxonomy places the organism in Eukaryota, Ciliophora, Oligohymenophorea, Peniculida, Parameciidae. The record is from the annotation of a GenBank genome assembly.
AUGAAAAAUUUUCUGGACCAACUUGAGAAAUUAGACAUUUUUGGUGUUCCAAUAAGUCUUUUAACUAAUAAGGAAAAUGAAAAAUUUUAAAGUAAACUUGGUGGCAUUACAACAAUUGUCGUAAGCAGUCUAAGCCUUAUUUAUUUUUUGUAUAUAUUCGUUUUAUGGAAUAAUAAUUAACUAGCACCAACAAUAAGCUCAAAAUAAGAAAUAUUAGGGUAUGCUGAAUUUGAAUUAAAAGAAUCAGUCAUUGAAAUAUAAUUGUUAGAUUUUCUUGGUGACAUUGAUCCUUUUAAAAAAGAGAAUAAUAUCAUAACUCCUCUUUUAUUCACAUUUAUAAAUACUUCAAUAUUAGAAGAACCAAUACCUUUGUUUUCAAGUGAAGAUCAACCAUAUCGAAUUCAAUUAAAAAACCUUACUAUAGUAUUAAAUUCAUUGUCAAAUUAAGAUUAAAUGAAUUAGUAACAGAGAUAAUAUUCAAUUGUUUUAGCUAGAUGUUCAUAAGAUUAUGCUAUUUUUGGAAGUUAUUGUGCAGAUGAAAAUACUAUUAAUGAUUAUUUAUCAAGAUUUCAUGGAUUCUUGUAUAUAAAUAUAUAUUUAAGUAAAUUAAAUAUAGUCACAAAAGAAUUUGAAUAGUUAAAAAAAUAAUAUUAUACAGGUUUUGAUGCUAACAAACCUUUUUACUCUCAAAUUAUGUUGAAAUAACAAAAAACUAUUAUUGAUGAUGGAAUUUUAUUCAAUAAUUACGAAGAAUAUAAUUUUUUAAAUAAUUAUGAGAUAAUCAGUUAAGAAACUGACUUAAAAUUUGCAGCUAAAGUAAUUAAUUUAACUUCAAAUUUUUCUUAUGAUUUUGAUAGUUAUGGUUGUUAUCUUUUUAGAAUAGACAAUAUAUCAAUUAUUGAAGAAGUUUCCUACCCAAAAUUAGGAUAAGUUUUAGCUUAAAUUGGUUCAAUAAUCCAAUUAAUAUUUUUAUUAAAGCAUAUAAUAAUAUAUUAUAACAAUCUAUUAUUAGAAAAUUUAUUAUUCAAUUCUAUUAUAAAGAUGUAUUACCCAGAAUUUAAAGAAUAUAAAUUCAACUUAUUAAAUUAAAUUCAAAUUUCAAAUAAGAAUAUCAAUAAUAUUUAAAUUCCAUUUCAUAUCCUAACUAAAAUGCAUUAAGCUUUACUAAAAGGAGCCAGAAAAAAAUGCAGAUUAAUUAAUGUAUUAUAUGAAAUUUCAAGAAUUUAAUUUAUUUUACAGGAAAAAUUUGGAGAUUAAUUCUUAUUUUAAAGUCAUUAAAUGGGUUCAAAGUUAGUUUAUAAAGAAAUAGAAUAAGAUAAUUAAAGAAAAUCAAAUCGGUUAUAAAUUAAACCUUUUGAUUCUAUGGAAAUAGAAAAUCAAUCCCUAUGUAUAGAAUAAUUAGAAUUGUUGAUUCAAUAAUAAUGA